UCCCUUCUCCCUCUAUCUUUAAUUCCUUCAUCUCUUCUUUUCCUUUUUCCCCUCCUUUCUCUUUGUUGGGCUCUGGUAUUCUCUCCCUCUGAUAGUGUGUGGGUUAGUGUGAUUCUCCACCAUAUAUUUCCAAAAAAAACCGACCAACCUUUAUAAAAAGAUAAAAGAUCAUCCAUCAAAGAAACUAUGGUUUUCUCAUCUUUUCCAGUCUAUUUAGAUCAUCCCAAUUUGCACCAGUUCCAGCAACCAGAGCAUCAACAAGGAAGUGGUGUGGAAAAUAGCCAACUUCCACCACCGCCCCCACCUCUUCCGGUGGGUGGUGGUGGUAGCUCGAUCAGACCCGGAUCGAUGGUUGAUCGAGCCCGGUUAGCUAAGCUACCGCUUCCAGAGGCAGGACUCAAGUGCCCUCGUUGCGAGUCGUCAAAUACUAAGUUUUGCUACUUCAACAACUACAGCCUCUCUCAACCAAGACACUUUUGUAAGACGUGUCGCCGCUACUGGACCAGAGGAGGGGCCCUAAGAAACGUUCCAGUUGGAGGAGGCUGCCGGAGAAAUAAGAAAACCAAAAGCAGCAGCUCAAAAUCUUCCACAACAGCUGAAAGGCAGAUGCCUGGGUCUAACUCAACUAGUACUCCAAGUCCCUCCAGCUGCAGUGCAGAUAUGGCUGGCCAAUUUCCCCAACAAGCAAAUCAGUUACCUCUUAUGGCUGCUUUAACAGGCCUUAAUCACUAUGGGGGUGGUCAUAUUGGUCCGGGUAUCGGUGGAUUUCAAGCGCAGAUGAUGCCUCCAACUGGUAAUGGACUUGCAAACAUGGGUUUUAACUUAGGAGGGAAUGGGAACGAUCUAUCUGCUGCUGGUGGAGGAGCUGAUCACUGGAGAUUGCCUUCUAUUGGGGGGUUUGAGGUGACGACAAGUUUGUUUCCAUUUCAAAGUGAAGGAGUUGAAGCAUCAUCUAAUUCCAUGUUAGGAGAUCAUCAGCAGCUUGGUUCUUUGGCAACAAGCUCAUCGGGGGUUGCUAGUCAGGUGCCAUCCGUGAAAACUGAAGAAAAUCCUGGACUCAAUUUGACAAAGCAGUUUUUAGUUAAUUCUGAGAAUAAUCAAUACUGGGGUGGAAGUCCUUGGACGGGAUUCUCUGGUCUCAACUCCUCUUCUACCAGCCAUCUUCUAUGACUGAACCAGCUCGAGUUUCAACUUCCAUUCUCACAGCAACGAUUGAUGUCUUUGCUGAAGUAUAACUAUCUCAACUCUCAAGCUCUCCUUCAUAAAGAUUGUUACAACCUCUAAGUACACGCAACUGAGUGUUUAGAAAGUGAGGUUACAAGAAGGCCUGCUACCUCAUCAUGCUUCAGUUAUGAAGAAAAAGACAUGCAUGGUACGGUCUGUCUUGGUCUUAAGUCUUACUUAUAUAUAUCCUAUUCUUCGCUCGAUAAGGGUAUUUCUUGUGUGUUUUUGGGCUUUUCAGCUAUAGCUAGCUGUUUUUGUGUGUCUGAAGAUGUAUGAGUUCUGUGUCUGACAUAUAAAACAAGCAGAUUGUUGUCAUGGA
Coffea eugenioides is the source of this 1543-nucleotide messenger RNA. Its product is annotated as dof zinc finger protein DOF3.6-like. The transcript has 2 exons. Gene Ontology annotation, molecular function: DNA-binding transcription factor activity; DNA binding. The coding region runs from base 187 to 1170 and encodes 327 amino acids. NCBI's taxonomy places the organism in Eukaryota, Viridiplantae, Streptophyta, Magnoliopsida, Gentianales, Rubiaceae. Gene Ontology annotation, biological process: regulation of DNA-templated transcription. The record is from RefSeq and is a predicted model, not a curated record.